AUGCUGGCCUGCGGCCUGGCCUGCGAGCGCUGCAGGUGGAUCCUGCCCCUGCUCCUGUUCAGCGCUAUCAUUUUCGACAUCAUCGCGUUGGCCGGCCGCGGAUGGCUGCAGUUGAACGGUACCGACCAGGAGUCCUCGCUGUGGUGGCGGUGUACCAACGCGAACAACUGCGAAAGCCUCAUGGACUUUGCGUGGGGAAGGGCAGCUGCCGCCAUGCUCUUCUGUGGCUUCAUUAUCCUGGUGAUCUGUUUCAUCCUGUCUUUCUUUGCCCUCUGCGGAUCCCAAAUGCUUGUCUUCCUGAGAAUGAUUGGAAGCCUCCUGGCCCUGGCUGCUGUGUUCCAGAUCAUCUCCCUGGUAAUCUACCCUGUGAAGUAUAACCAGACCUUUAUCUUGGCUAACAACUCUGGUGUCCUUUACAUCUAUAACUGGGCCUACGGCUUUGGGUGGGCGGCCACAAUUAUCCUGAUUGGCUGUGCCUUCUUCUUCUGUUGCCUCCCCAACUAUGCAGAUGACCUGCUGGGCAAUGCCAAGCCCAGGUACUUCUACACAUCUCCCUAA
Lipotes vexillifer (Yangtze River dolphin) is the source of this 558-nucleotide messenger RNA. It is a transcript of the gene PERP, whose product is annotated as p53 apoptosis effector related to PMP22. NCBI's taxonomy places the organism in Eukaryota, Metazoa, Chordata, Mammalia, Artiodactyla, Lipotidae. Gene Ontology annotation, cellular component: membrane; cell-cell junction. Gene Ontology annotation, biological process: cell-cell adhesion. Bases 1 to 558 code for a protein of 185 amino acids. The transcript has 3 exons. The record is from RefSeq and is a predicted model, not a curated record.